Messenger RNA from Colletotrichum godetiae, 585 nucleotides. RefSeq lists its product as uncharacterized. Lineage: Eukaryota; Fungi; Ascomycota; Sordariomycetes; Glomerellales; Glomerellaceae. The transcript is spliced from 3 exons. The record is from RefSeq and is a predicted model, not a curated record. Bases 64 to 534 code for a protein of 156 amino acids.
AAGACUUCGCCACGUUCAACAUCGUUCACGAUCUUCUUCUAUUCUCCUCGAAUCUCGCACAUCAUGUACAUACCCCUCGGUGCAGCGGCUCGGAUCUACUACAAUCCGAAAUCCGAAUACGCCGAAAAUAUCGUUUCGCUGGUCGCUAAUGGCCUAUCCAUCAGUCCGAUGUUGAGGGGACUGGCAUACGAAGGAAGCCUAGGUCCAUGGCUUAAGCAGUACUGGGGCGCCUUCAGGGCUUGGCUGUCCCAGCCACAGAUCAUCGCUUUGGUAAUGACAUGGGCGAUUGUAUUCACUGUCGUGAGCAUUGCCAUACUCGGCCUCGGUUUUGGCCCAGCCGGAGUGGGCGCCGGAACUCUCGCUGCCGUUUUCCAGUCUUCUAUGUACGGAGCUUUCACCCCUGCGGGAGGCCUAUUCGCGACGCUGACAAGCAUGGCCAUGUUGGGAACAUUGAUGCCAUGGGCUGCUGUCGUUUCUGGGGUUCUCGCAACAUUGGCUGCAGGUAUAGUGUGGGGAUAUGGUGUAGGUGGUUAGUGCGCACACGAAGUGGAUUCCCUGUCUAGCAGAACCAAAUGAGGCUGCGAU